Molecule: messenger RNA, 1324 nt
Organism: Chionomys nivalis (European snow vole)
Lineage: Eukaryota; Metazoa; Chordata; Mammalia; Rodentia; Cricetidae
Product: cytochrome c oxidase assembly protein COX20, mitochondrial
Exons: 4
Coding region: 879-1232 (117 amino acids)
Biological process (GO): mitochondrial respiratory chain complex IV assembly
Cellular component (GO): mitochondrion; mitochondrial inner membrane
Source: RefSeq, a predicted model, not a curated record
CCCAAAUCGGGAAAUAGAGAGGUAAACAAAGAGAGGCCCAAGGCUGGAUCCAAGGCAUCAACGCGGAAACCGAGCCGCUACCGCCUGCGGAACGGGCUGUCACUCAGCCCAACGACACACACGUUCGGGGCUCAUCCCCGCUAUGUCGCCGUGGCAUCCCCCACGGCCUCCCUCCCGGCGGAAGACACGCGCGCCUGGCGCACGUCCCCAGCUAGCCGCUGCCUCCAUCUUGUCCCGGGUCUCCUCCACGCCAGCGGCGCGCUGUUAUUUUUAACCUUCUAAACCUGGGGAGGGAAGGGAGAGGGGAGGGGCGCGGGUACGCCGGAAGGCAGCUGCAAGGGACAGAGGCUGGCAGGGGACGCGGGCGGCCGCCAAGGUCACCGAAGCCGGGACAAAGGACGCGUAGGGGACGGGGCCUACGAGAACAGGGCUAGGCGACUUCCGGCAGCGCGGGCCGUCCACCCCCGACUCCCGCCCUCUCCGAGGACAAAGCGGAGCGCGACGCGCGGCCCCGGCCCCGCCCUCGGCGCGCGCCCGGAUGCCCGGCACGGGAACGCGCACAACGGUAGGAAAUGGCGGUUAAGGCGGAGGAGGGGCUAGGGGAAGCGAACUUUCUCGGCGCUCCCUGGCUCGGGUCACCCCGCCGGCGAGACAGGAGCCGGUGGCGCUUCUCCAGGCUGCCUCCUCUCUCGUUCCAUUCUUGAUAACCGCUUUCGGGACUGGAAAAACUGUGUCGUGGGCCGUGGAACAAAGGAGGGGGCCACGGCAGGCGUGGGCGCAGCCACAGGAACGCUCCCUAAGAUGGCCGCCGCCGCCGCGCGGGAGGGUGGGCAGGGCCCUCAGCUUCCGUCGCGGGCCGGAAGUGACGACUGGCACCCAUGGCUGCCGCGCGAGAGCCCCAGGAGCCGGAGAGGAAGCCCUUUAAGCUCCUAGGAAUUUUAGAUGUUGAGAACAUUCCAUGUGCACGAGAAUCUAUUCUAUAUGGCUCACUAGGAUCAGUUGUGGCUGGACUUGGACAUUUCUUGGUGACCAGUAGGAUUAGGAGAUCUUGUGAUGUUGGAGUAGGAGGAUUUAUCCUGGUGACUUUAGGAUGCUGGUUGCAUUGUAGGUAUAAUUUUGCUAAGCAGAGAAUCCAGGAGAGAAUCGCCAGAGAAGGAAUUAAAAAUAAGAUUUUAUAUGAAAGCACCCACCUUGAUCCUGAAAGAAAACUCAAGAGCAGUAGCAACAGCUGAGCAACCAUGAGCAUAAAGAACCCAAAGUGAACUACUUACUCCUCUGGAACACCACAAAUGUAUAUACUGUGUACAAUAAAAAUGCUCAUUGU